GCUGCUCGAAGAGAACUAGAAAGGCAGCGACAGAUGGAGUGGGAAAAACAGAGAAAAGAGCAGUUAUUAGUGGAGAAGGAGAGAGAGGCCGAGCAGAUUAGAAUGAUAAAAUCACAAAUGACCAACCUCAGAAAUGAACUAGAAACUCUGGAGGCUAGAAAGGCAGAGCUGGCCCUGAAGGUCUCCCAUGCCAGGAAAGGAGUCACCGACUUCACUGCCAGCAUUGACGCGAUGAGAAUGACGCGGGACAAGACCUUGGCUGAUAUUGAUGCAUUUGAGAGGCAGACUAGGGUACUGAGUGGAAGAGUUUCAGCGUUGGAGAAUGAAAAGAAUGAGCUAAGUAAUCAGACACAAACGGCACAAACAACACCAUUAUCUGAUGCUCACCGUGCCAUUGCUAACAGUGUUGAGUUAAAGAAAGCUUCAAUCCAGAAGUUAAAGAAAGAACUGGAAAGGAUUGAAACUGAUACUGAAGUUAAACUUCGUGAAAUCGAUGGCAGUAAUACAGAGCUAAAGAAUCUGAAAGAACAGCUGACUAAACUAGAGAGAGACCUGCCGCAUUUACACAAGCAACAAGAAGAGACAAUACAACCCCAGAGAAAAGCUACCGAAGUCAAUCAGCAGAGUCGGAAGAAAGAAUUUGCAAGUGCUCCACCACCAGUCCCUUCAUCUAAUUCAGCCAGCAAUGGUCAGCCAAACUGGUUUGAUUUCAACAAUUCCGAUGCAUUUAACUCCAGCACAGGUGGAGUAACGAACUCGACUGUUAGCUGGGACACUGCAUUUUCUGAAACUUCUGCUGCCGCUGUUACCAACAACGGUACUUUUGCUGCUUGGGGAGCAGGGGGAACAACCACCGGAGGAGCUCAGAACAAGCAAAAGUAUCGAGCCUUGUAUGAUUUUCCAGCGGGUAGAGAAGACGAAUUAACUCUGGUUGCUGGCAUGGAGGUCUGGGUACUGACAGAUUUUACUCCCAUACCUGGGAUGGAGGACUGGUAUAAAGGGGAGCAUGAUGGGAAACUGGGCUGGUUUCCUAAAAGCUACGUGGAGCGACUAGAUGAGCCCUCCACAGAUUUGUUUGGGGGGGCUUUUGAAUCCUUAGCACAGUCUUCUAAUGUACAGACAUCUGAAACAGCUAGGACGGAUAUUUUUACUACUCCACUUAGCCAGCCAAGUACAGUAUCAAGUGCUCCCACAGCCAGUUCUACAGAAGCAUCUGUGCCUAGUGAUAUACCUCCUGAAGGAUUACUAGCUAAAGCCAUUUACCCCUGGAAGGCGAGACAGGAAACUGACUUGACCUUUGAUAAAGAUGACAUCAUUCUAGUCAAAGAACAAGAUGAUAUGAAAUGGUUUGGAGAACUGAAUGGGAAG
Messenger RNA from Candidula unifasciata, 1368 nucleotides. The record is from the annotation of a GenBank genome assembly. NCBI's taxonomy places the organism in Eukaryota, Metazoa, Mollusca, Gastropoda, Stylommatophora, Geomitridae.